Molecule: messenger RNA, 3945 nt
Organism: Phytophthora sojae
Lineage: Eukaryota; Oomycota; Peronosporomycetes; Peronosporales; Peronosporaceae
Exons: 2
Coding region: 1-3945 (1314 amino acids)
Biological process (GO): regulation of exocytosis
Cellular component (GO): cytoplasm; plasma membrane
Molecular function (GO): syntaxin binding; GTPase activator activity; myosin II binding
Source: RefSeq, a predicted model, not a curated record
AUGGGGAACAAGGCGAGCCGUUCGACGUCGGCGUCGCAGCUGGCACUGGAGGCGCUGCUGGCGCGGCCCAGCGCGCUGCAGCGCUCCAUGUUCUCGUUGCAUGCGACAGCGCACCAUGGCGUGCCCAGCAACGCGCGGGCGCUGGCCUUCUGCGGGCUGCAGGGCCUGCUGGCCGUCGGCACCGCCGCGGGGGCCGUCAAGCUCUACGGCGGCGAGGGGCUGGAGGUGCUGCUGGACGCGCCCGAGUCGGCCUCACACCUGGCCGUGGGCGUGAUGCACUUGCGCUUCACGGCCCGCCAGCGGCUGGUCGUGGGCUACACGGACAGCUCGCUGCGCGUGUUCGACCUGGCCGUAGCGGGCGGCCCGACGCUGCUAAGCUGUGUGCCCGAUAGCUGGACGUCCAGCGCCAUCACGAACCUCGAGACCAUCAGCUACGCCAACUUCCCCUUCUUCUUCGUGGCCACCGACGACGGGGACGUGCACGUGGUGCAGGAGGAGACGGGCCGCGUCAGCACGUACGUCAUCCGGCCGCAGGACCUGUCGGUGCCCAACGCUGAGGGCGUCACGGCCAUGGCCUCCCACCCGAGAGACAGCAACCUGCUGCUGCUUGCCUACGACACGUGCCCCGCCGUGCUGCUCUGGGACUUCGCCAAGCGCAAAGUGGUGCGCGAGUUCACGCUCUCGGGCAAGGCGCACAAGCUGUCGUCUCCGCAGUCAUCCCUGGCCCCAUCGGAGUCGUCGGCCGACAGUGGAGAACUCGUCUGCAACUCGCCGCAGUCGCUCUCGUGGCACGGGAGCGGCAAGAGGUUCGUGGCCGGGUACAAGCACGGCGGCUUCGCGGUCUUCCGCACGGAAAAGUCGCACGGCUUGUACCGCCACGUUACCGAGGCCACCCCGGGUGACCACGUUGCACCCGUGAAGCAGAUCAAGUGGGUGUGUGCCCCGCCGACUUCCAGACACGCUGCUCUGCCGGGGGCCAUUGUGUUUUCUGGCGGCCGCGCCGAUCCGAGUGAAUCCAAGUUGCUGACUGUGGUGCACCCGCCACCUGACGGCCGUAGCAGCGAUGACACGCUGACGGACCUGUUCAAGUCGGAAAAGCUGACGUGGCUUGUUGCGACGAUCGAGUCCGCCAACCAUGCGGAAAUCGCGGCAUUCGAGGCCGCGCAGGACCAGGUGGACUACUGCGCGAAGAUGGCGCCGCUAUCGCUGAUUGUGUUAUCUGGAAACCCUCUUGAUGGCUGCCUGCCGACGGUAAGCGUGCAAUGCCUGCCUUGCUUCGUGAAGCUAUGCGAUGGUGACAAGGAGGAAUGGGAGUGGCGAAUGGAGCGCCUUCCCGAACCGGCAAUUGUUCCUCCGCUGUUGCAACUUAGCCUGCUCAAGACAUUCGCUAUCGUGAAUCUUUCCCACUCGGAUAGCGCUCUCCAAGAUGAUUUGCUGUCAACGUGGAACCAAGCGAAAUACAACUCCGUAUUCCGCUUGUGUGAGAGCGGCGAUUUCGAGUGGCCCAUCAACGGCGGAAGCAUUCUCGAACCAAUGCUGAAGGGAUUUCUUGCAACAAGUGGGGCGCUGGAUAAUGGAAUUGCUCCGAACAGCAUGUUGCUGCUUACGGGCCAUGCCAAUGGAUGUGUGCUGUUUUGGGAAGCGCGGACUGCGGGUGAUCGAGCUAGUAAGGGUGCUAUCCGUCUUCUUCACGUCGUGGACACACCGCUACAAAUGUCGCCGCCUCCAGUCAACGCAGUGGUUACGUGCUUAUCCUUUUGCACUGACUCACGCACUCUAAUUGUUGGAUUCGCUUCCGGUGAAAUUGCUGUACUCGAGUUCGAUCAGCUGAAACAGCGAGAGCCACCUGUAGCUGACGCAAAUGUGAUCGGUGCCGAGAUAUCGGAGCAGGAGCAGAACCUCGAGCGCGGUGACGACUCAGGAGCGUUGAACGCGGAUCAAACAUUGCAAGGAACAGGUCAGAAGGAGGCCGUGGGGUUCCGUACGCUAUUCUCUCUUCAUGUGCACACCGAGCCAAUUUCAAAGUUGGCGCUAUCCUCUUCGUACGGAUACGUGGCUAUUGCGGAUGCAGCAGGCAUGGUGUCACUUGUCGAGUUGAAAACUCAGGUGUUCCAGCUCUUGGUCUGUGAUAUUGCUCCAGCCGCCGAUGAGCCAAUGUCGGUUGACUCGCUGCUUAUGAGUGAACUUGUACAGACGACAGAAAUUCCUGGUAGUGGGUCGUCACCUCCUUCGUCACAACUUGGAAGCAGCGGCAAACGUUCCCCAGGAAGACCAAGUACUACUGGUGCCGACGGGCCUCGUCACAAUGUGAUUCAGCACCGCGAAGUGAUCCCCGUGCUCUUCGUGGGACGUGGUAGCGGAAAAUUGGAAAUGUAUCACGUCCAGUCCGCCACCAAAAUGGGAGAAACGCUCGUGGAUCCAGAGAAAACUACGAGCCUGUCAUCGAUUAUCAUGGUAGACGGAGAUGGCAAGCGUAUCGAGAUCCCCGCGCGCAAGUGGGUCGAGGAACGCGGUGGCCAGAGUGGACUAGAUCCUGCCGAUACACAAGUUUCACCGAGCAUGAUCCAGCCAAAGCUCGCACAAGACGCAAAGACUGAUGCCAGCCAAUCAACCGAGCAAGUGGGCCCACCUAGUGUUGAUUUUGAGCUCACCCAGCAACUUGUUCUAGAGGCCACGAAAGUUGCUUCAUCGGCAGCUCAAAGUGGGGACCUGUCGACUUGGACACGGGGGAAUGCCAUCCAGGUCACCGUCCCGGUAGGAUCGCUUGGACUGCAUCUCUUCAUGGAGGUGGAUCAGCACGCUGUGGUGAAGGGAUUCGCGGAAGACAGCAGCACGGCUGCUUUGCUGUCAGGCAGCGGGGUUCGUGCUGGUCAUACGCUUACUGCAAUUAAUGGGGUAGAAGUCAUGGCGCUCAACCGAGAUGCCGUAUGCGGCGUACUUGAUCAGCUUCGGGAGCGCGCAAAGGUGCUCACUUUUGCCGAGGGCUUUGAUCCUAAUGAAGUCGGAGCCUCGGGCGGUCUAGUUGUUGACACGAAAGACAUAGCGGAGGUUGAACGCCCCCGAUUCUUAAUAUGCACAUGUGGCAAAGCAAUCCACGUGGUGCUGGCGACGGUCCCCCGAGCAGCGGAGAUGGCGAUGGGCCCGAAGGAAAUCCCAGCUCAGCCUCUUGCAAGUAUUGAACUGCACGGUGCUGUUCUUGUCACGUCAAUUGUCCGAGUGCCCGUUGGCGAAGGAGUCGAGAACUGCCUCGCCGUCAUCGACCAGAGCAACCGAGUGUACGUUCUCUCCUUGCUUUCCCUGAAGCCGAUCUGGGAGGCGGAGUGCAACAACUUUGGCUUCGGACUCGGCCGAAGUGGCCUGGUGGACGGCAUCUUGGCCGAUAUCUCGUACGGUGGGGAGCUCGUUGUGGCCAACGCGUUCGGCGAGAUGGAGCGUUUCUCGCUAUUUGCCGAGUCGACGGCGAUGGAGAGCGCGAUGCUCGAGCGCAUGUCUGUCAAGACCCGACUGCAUCUGUCUGAGCGCGUCGCCAUGUUCGACCAAGCGGCGUCUCCGUCAGCGGCGGACAGCGGCAAGAAGCGGGGCAUCGCGGCGGAUGCUGGCAAGAUGUUCAAGAAGCUGGUUCUCAGCGUCACCCAAGAGGCCACCGACUUGAACAAGGUGUUCCAGUUCUCAGCCGAGGAGGACGAGCGGAGGCGGCUAAUGGGAGAUCGAUCUCCAGCUAAAGAUGCUGCAGCUGCCGAGAGCGCCACCGCCAAGACGGAGACUGGGCUGAAUGCUACGAAGGACGCGCUCAUGCAGGCGCAGCAGCGGCUAGCGGAGCGCGGGGAAAAGCUGAACGAUCUGGGCCUCAAGACCGAGCAAAUGAAGAAGACGUCUGAGGACUUUUACCAGACGAUGAAAGCUUUCAACGAGAAGAACGCCAACAAAAAGUGGUAUGAAUUCUAA